GACACUAAUAAGCGAUCCGCAGCGCGCAUGCGCCGCCGCCAUUUCUGAAAGCGACAAGCGGCUUCUAUCAAAAAACAAAACAUUAAUACCAAUAUUAUUAUUAGCGAAAUGUCGCCGGAAAAAGAAAAAGAGCCCGAAGAUGUAAUGGAAUCAAUAGACGAGUUGAAAGAAAGACUGUCUUCCAUGAAGAGGAUGAUGGAGGAGCGAAAAGCCGCUGGUGCGGGGACAAAGGACUUGUUCCAAGGUCACGCCACCAGCCUCGAGGGCACCAAUAUGAUAGACGGGAGCUUCCUUAGCUUUGUCUUCGGAGGGUCCCUGGUAGUUAUACUGAGCGUCUCAUUCUACGCUUUCUAUAAUCUAUACCAUGCUGUGUUAAAGAAAUUCCCUUCGCCACAUACUGAACUAUAAAUAGUAGGUAGUUAAAUAAAUU
Molecule: messenger RNA, 430 nt
Organism: Zerene cesonia (dogface butterfly)
Lineage: Eukaryota; Metazoa; Arthropoda; Insecta; Lepidoptera; Pieridae
Exons: 2
Coding region: 109-408 (99 amino acids)
Source: RefSeq, a predicted model, not a curated record